CGCGGAGGAGGCGCCGGGGCUGCGGCCGGGCCUGGGUGAAUUUGCGUGGUUUUGUGUGGGUUUUUAAAUGUUUUUUUGGAAAAAGUUUGGGCUCUGCUCGAGUCUUCGGCCGGAUCCUGGAAGAAUAAUUGAAAUGUCGCCUGUGAAACCAGCGAAAUCCUCUCCUGUUGUUCGCCCCGCGGAUCUGCGCCUGGAGUAAUUUUCUGUGCGGGUUUGGGACCCGGAGUGGAGUAAAAAUGCCUGAGAUCAAAGUCACCCCCUUGGGUGCCGGGCAGGACGUGGGCAGGAGCUGCAUCCUGCUGUCCAUCGCCGGCAAGAACGUGAUGCUGGACUGUGGCAUGCACAUGGGCUACAACGAUGAUAGGCGCUUCCCUGACUUCUCCUACAUCACCCAGAACGGAAGGCUGACGGAUUUCCUGGACUGUGUCAUCAUCAGCCACUUCCACCUGGACCACUGUGGGGCUCUGCCCUAUUUCAGUGAGAUGGUUGGCUAUGAUGGCCCCAUCUACAUGACCCACCCCACCAAGGCCAUCUGCCCCAUCCUGCUGGAGGACUACAGGAAGAUCACCGUGGACAAGAAAGGGGAAACCAACUUCUUCACCUCGCAGAUGAUCAAAGACUGCAUGAAGAAGGUGGUGGCUGUGCACCUGCACCAGACCGUGCAGGUGGACGAGGAGCUGGAGAUCAAGGCUUACUACGCGGGCCACGUGCUGGGAGCUGCCAUGUUCCACAUCAAGGUUGGCUGUGAGUCCGUGCUCUACACCGUGAGUGUCACGCAGGGAGGAACACUUCUUCCCCUCUUUAUCUCUAAAUAUUCCCAGACACCUACAUUUUUUAUAUAUUUGUCUAUAUAUAUAU
Pyrgilauda ruficollis (rufous-necked snowfinch) is the source of this 858-nucleotide messenger RNA. It is a transcript of the gene INTS11, whose product is annotated as integrator complex subunit 11. Gene Ontology annotation, cellular component: nucleus. The annotation marks the transcript as partial. The record is from RefSeq and is a predicted model, not a curated record. The transcript is spliced from 6 exons. Gene Ontology annotation, biological process: snRNA processing. Lineage: Eukaryota; Metazoa; Chordata; Aves; Passeriformes; Passeridae.